Molecule: messenger RNA, 993 nt
Organism: Astyanax mexicanus (Mexican tetra)
Lineage: Eukaryota; Metazoa; Chordata; Actinopteri; Characiformes; Acestrorhamphidae
Gene: atp5pb
Product: ATP synthase peripheral stalk-membrane subunit b
Exons: 7
Coding region: 116-874 (252 amino acids)
Biological process (GO): proton motive force-driven ATP synthesis
Molecular function (GO): proton transmembrane transporter activity
Source: RefSeq, a predicted model, not a curated record
AGAUUCCCUCAUCCUUGCUGACUGCAGAAGGGCACAGCGAGGCCGGGAGCUGCAGCGGAGUCCGCUCUGAUUACAGACAGUUCGGCCUGAGUUUAGCCCUUUUCCUCCCGCAGACAUGCUGUCCAGGCUCGUGUUGACUUCAGGUUCUGCCCUGAAAAACAGUGGAUCCUUUGGAGCCUGUGUGGUCCAGGCCUCUCGCUCCAUCCACUCAUCCCCCCAGAGCAAAGCCCCCUUGCCCCCUCUGCCAGAGAAGGGAGGAAAGAUUCGUCAUGGAAUCUUCCCUGAAGAACUCUUCUCACUGCUGUACCCCAAAACCGGUGUCACAGGACCCUACAUGUUGGGCACUGGUUUGCUGCUCUACAUGCUCUCCAAGGAGAUCUAUGUCAUCAACCAUGAGACUUUUGCUGCAUUAUCCAUCAGUUCAGUAAUCAUUUAUGGUAUCAAGAAGUUUGGGCCAGGCGUGGCAGCUUAUGCUGACAAACUGAACGAGGAAAAAGUGGCGAAGGCCCAGGAAGUGAAAGAUGUGGCCGUAGCCAGGUUGGCUCAAGCUAUUGAAGAUGAGAAGAAGGAGCAGUGGAGGGUAGAGGGGAGACACAUGCUCUUCGACACUAAGAGGAACAAUGUGACUAUGUUGCUAGAGACCAACUACAGGGAACGGCUGCACAUGGUCACCAGCGAGGUGAAGAGGAGGCUGGACUACCAGGUGGAGCUUCAGAACCUGCACCGACGCAUGGAGCAGGAGCACAUGGUCAACUGGGUGGAGCAGAAUGUCGUCAAGAGCAUCACACCACAGCAGGAGAAGGAGAGCAUUGCCAAGUGCAUUUCUGAUUUAAAGGUGCUGGCUAAAGCCACUCAGGCCAGAGCAGCUGUUUAAGGGUUCCAUUGGAGGUGAUGACUGCUUUUCAUCAUCAAUAAACUUAUUUCCUCGUAAAGUUGGUCUGACUGUGUUGACAAGUGUACAUACACCUAUUAAAUAAACUAUUUGGUUACUCA